Molecule: messenger RNA, 318 nt
Organism: Penicillium crustosum
Lineage: Eukaryota; Fungi; Ascomycota; Eurotiomycetes; Eurotiales; Aspergillaceae
Exons: 1
Coding region: 1-318 (105 amino acids)
Source: RefSeq, a predicted model, not a curated record
AUGCAAAGUUCAUUUUUCCCCGAAACCAAAGAGCACAAAAACACACCAAUUCCACCUUCAAGCGCACCCCCGCCUGCUUACAAUGAUGUGUGCGGCGGUCCCGUUAUCAUAAACCAAGAUGGUGAACCUCAAUUCCUAUCACCAGAGGAAGAGGUAGAGCGACAACAUCGACUACAGCAAGCCGUGCACGAGAAGAUGUUAGGGUUACCACGAACGACAAAGUUUGAAUGGUACCAGCGAAAAUCAGGGAUAUCAGGAAUGUUGGGAACUACCGGAAUCGAGAGCGAGGAACUACCACUACCGCUGUAUACACCCUGA